AUGCGCGACAACGAGAAUCUUACCAAGGAUCUGGAUGAGGCGCGGAAAUUAUGUACGAAGGUGAACGAGGAUAUCGCACGGCUGAAGGAGGAGGUCGAUCAGCUGACUUGCAAGGAGGACGGCCGAGGACAGAUGCGAUUGGACCUGUUGAAAGAGCAUGAGUACAUAAAGAAAACGAUCGACGAGCUGAAUGCCCAAGAGGAACAACACAAGGUGGAAUACAACAAACAGAUAGAAGACCAGAUAGAGGCGCAGAAGGCGCGGCUGAAGCAGCUGAAGAGCGAAGACUGCCCUGAGCUUCUGGAGAUAAUAGAAGAGGAGCGCCGCAACAGCGAUAUCUUGCUCACUGCCGCGCUCGAGGCCUUGGAUCUGGAGCACACAAAGGAGCAAUCGAAAUUGGAGUCGAAGCACGGCGCAAUGGUUGGAGCGCGUUCAUAUUUGUCUCACGUUGUUCGCAAGGCGCAAGAAGAGAAGGAAAAGUUCGAUGCGAUAAGGAAGGUGAACGCCAGCGAGAUUGCGCGACUGAGGGCUGCAAUAGAAGCGAAGAAGCAGAAGUCCAAGGAGCACGUUGACGCCUGCGUCACAACACCUACCCCGACAACUCCGAUCUCCCGGCCGACCAAGCUACCUCCCGACGCGACGAAGUCCGUGCAGUGCAUAGUUGUUAACAGCGGUUGCAGGAUCCCCCAGCCGAAAGAUGCAAGCGUGCACUUCAAGGUGAGCUACAACCCAUCAAUGCCUGAGUCGAAGCAGACGCCCACCCUGUUAUCCACUCCCGGCAGCGUGAAGGACAGUCGAGUUCCCUUCCCGGUUAGCGCGAGCAGUUCUCAAUCGGAUCCCAUAUCUGCACAGGCCAUUGUGAAGAAGGAACCGCGGAGGAAGUGUAUCCGCCGGGUGCCGGCCGCUAAUGGCAACGGCGACGAACCCAAAGCCGAGCUGGACUUAUUUUGCUAA
This is a messenger RNA of Babesia bigemina, 954 nucleotides long. RefSeq lists its product as hypothetical. NCBI's taxonomy places the organism in Eukaryota, Apicomplexa, Aconoidasida, Piroplasmida, Babesiidae. The record is from RefSeq and is a predicted model, not a curated record. The transcript is spliced from 5 exons. The coding region runs from base 1 to 954 and encodes 317 amino acids.